AUGGAGAUGCUGAAAGACCUACGGGUGGAGAUCCAAGAGGAUAUGGAUCAUCUCGUGAUCACUACUCCUCUCGGGAUGAUCGCCGAGGCGAUCGAGACAGAGAGAGGGAACACUACCGGGGAAAUGAACGACGGCGGUCGAGAUCACCUCAUAGACGAAGGCGAGAACCAGAAAUGGACUCCUAUUCCUCCAGCCGAGAUUAUCGAGCUAGAGAGCGAGAAGACCGCUACUCAAGACCGGACCCACGCGAUGAAAGGGCGCCUGGUGGGUGGGAUCGGGACCGAGGGCGAGGUGAUCGUGAUGACCGUGGCAUGUCAAGGAGAGAUGCACGACGCGACGACUUCGAUCGACCACCUCGGAGAGACAGAGACCUAUUCGCCGAUCGCAUGGAUAGAGGACCUGGGGGAGGUGGGCGGGAUAGGGGGUUCCCCAAAAAUGAUCGUGACGACUAGAAAGAAGAGUCCUACACCUCCACCAAGGAAGAAGGAGCCUACUCCAGAUCUUACGGAUAUCGAGUCCGUGCUUGAUAGGAAGAGGAGACUGACACAGUGGGACAUCAAACCGCCAGGUUACGAAAAUGUAACGGCCGAGCAGGCGAAACUUUCAGGCAUGUUUCCGUUGCCCGGAGCCCCUCGCCAACAACCUAUGGACCCAAGCAAGUUGCAGGCUUUCAUGAACCAACCCAGUGGUGGAGCAGGUAGUGCUGCCCUGAAACCCUCCAAUGCUCGACAAUCAAAGCGACUAUUUGUUUCGAAUUUACCCUCCUUAGGAAAGGAAGAAGCUCUCAUCAAUUUUUUCAAUGUCCAACUGAAUGGCCUCAAUGUCAUAUCUUCUACGGAUCCGUGUAUAAUGGCUCAAGUUGCAAAAGACACAUCCUUUGCCCUUCUUGAAUUCAAAUCUCCAAAUGAAGCGACUGUAGCGCUCGCGCUUGACGGGAUUGCCCUUGACGACGGAGACGCCAUGGAUAUGAAUGGUAGCGCAAAUGGCGCUUCACAAGGCCUGCAGAUCAAACGCCCGAAAGACUACAUAGUGCCGUCCGCUGCCGAAGACCAAGAUUAUCAGGAAGGAGAGGUUUCAUCGCUGGUCCCAGACACGCCGAACAAGAUCAGUGUCACUAAUCUCCUCCCCAAUCUUGCAGAUGAGCAAGUGACUGAAUUGCUGGUUGCUUUUGGUCAGCUAAAGGCAUUCGUCCUGGUAAAGGAUGCCAGUACUGGAGACUCAAGAGGCAUUGCUUUCUGCGAGUACGUGGAUCCUGCAGUGACAGAUAUAGCUGUUGAAGGCCUUAAUGGAAUGGAACUGGGUGAGAAGCAUCUUAAGGUAGCUCGUGCCAGCAUUGGCUUUGCUCAAGCAGCAGGCCUGGAGAUGGGCGUCAGCGCUAUGUCAAUGCUUGCAGGCACGACGUCAGAUACGUUGGACGAAGGCAGAGUGCUGCAACUUCUCAACAUGGUGACUCCGGAAGAGCUCAUGGACGGUGAGGAGUACGAAGAAAUCUGCGAGGACAUUAAAGAAGAGUGCGAGAAAUACGGUGCUGUACUCGAGAUGAAAGUCCCGAGACCCAGUGGAGGAAGCAGGCAAUCGAAUGGGGUGGGCAAGAUUUACGUCAAGUACGAUACGCCUGAAUCUGCCCGCAAAGCUUUGCAAGCACUCGCAGGUCGAAAGUUCGCGGACAGGACUGUGGUUACCACUUACUUUUCAGAGGAGAGCUUUGAGGUCAACGCCUGGUGA
Messenger RNA from Bacidia gigantensis, 1725 nucleotides. RefSeq lists its product as uncharacterized. The transcript is spliced from 7 exons. NCBI's taxonomy places the organism in Eukaryota, Fungi, Ascomycota, Lecanoromycetes, Lecanorales, Ramalinaceae. Gene Ontology annotation, biological process: mRNA processing. Gene Ontology annotation, cellular component: U2-type prespliceosome; commitment complex; nucleus. The coding region runs from base 1 to 1725 and encodes 574 amino acids. Gene Ontology annotation, molecular function: pre-mRNA 3'-splice site binding; poly-pyrimidine tract binding. The record is from RefSeq and is a predicted model, not a curated record.